This is a messenger RNA of Pipra filicauda (Wire-tailed manakin), 4158 nucleotides long. RefSeq names its product protein kinase C alpha (gene PRKCA). NCBI's taxonomy places the organism in Eukaryota, Metazoa, Chordata, Aves, Passeriformes, Pipridae. The transcript has 18 exons. Gene Ontology annotation, molecular function: zinc ion binding; ATP binding; diacylglycerol-dependent serine/threonine kinase activity. Gene Ontology annotation, biological process: protein phosphorylation. The record is from RefSeq and is a predicted model, not a curated record. Bases 99 to 2153 code for a protein of 684 amino acids.
AGCGCCCAGCGCCGCCGUUGCCAGAGACUCGGCGGCCGCCGGACGGGGCGGACGUCGGGGCGGCGACUCCCGGCGGCGGGGGGUGGGGAGGAGGCGCUAUGGCCGACGUGUUCCCGGGCUCCGAGCCCGGCGCGGACCCGGAGGCGGCGCGGCGCUUCGCUCGCAAGGGCGCCCUGAGGCAGAAGAACGUGCACGAGGUGAAGGAGCACAAAUUCAUCGCGCGGUUCUUCAAGCAGCCCACCUUCUGCAGCCACUGCACCGACUUCAUCUGGGGAUUUGGGAAACAAGGAUUCCAGUGCCAAGUUUGCUGUUUUGUGGUUCAUAAGAGGUGCCAUGAGUUCGUUACCUUCUCUUGUCCUGGGGCUGACAAGGGGCCCGACACUGAUGAUCCCAGAAGCAAGCACAAAUUUAAGAUCCACACCUAUGGGAGCCCCACCUUUUGUGACCACUGUGGGUCCCUCCUUUAUGGGCUCCUGCACCAAGGGAUGAAGUGUGACACCUGUGACAUGAACGUUCAUAAGCAAUGUGUGAUAAACGUCCCCAGCCUCUGUGGCAUGGACCACACAGAGAAAAGGGGAAGGAUUUACCUGAAAGCUGAAGUCAUUGGUGAAAAACUGGAAGUAACAGUGAGAGAAGCAAAAAACCUCAUUCCCAUGGAUCCAAAUGGACUCUCAGAUCCAUAUGUUAAACUGAAGCUCAUCCCAGACCCUAAGAACGAAAGCAAACAAAAAACAAAAACCAUCCGUUCUACUCUGAAUCCAGACUGGAAUGAGUCCUUCACAUUUAAAUUAAAGCCUUCAGACAAAGAUCGCCGGUUGUCCGUCGAGGUCUGGGACUGGGAUCGAACAACCAGGAACGAUUUCAUGGGAUCUCUUUCAUUUGGGGUGUCAGAGCUUAUGAAAAUGCCAGCCAGUGGAUGGUACAAGCUGCUGAAUCAAGAAGAAGGUGAAUAUUACAAUGUUCCAAUUCCAGAUGCUGAUGAAGAUGGAAAUGCAGAGCUCCGGCAGAAGUUUGAGGACUGUCAUGUAAAUAUCCACUUCUUCAAGAAAGCCAAACUUGGGCCAGCUGGUAACAAAGUCAUUACUUCAACAGAAGACAAGAGCUCAAGUGUGCCAUCCAACAAUCUGGACAGGGUCAAGCUGACAGAUUUCAACUUCCUCAUGGUUCUUGGAAAGGGGAGCUUUGGGAAGGUGAUGCUGGCAGACAGGAAGGGGACAGAGGAGCUCUAUGCAAUCAAAAUCCUGAAGAAAGAUGUGGUGAUCCAGGAUGAUGAUGUUGAAUGUACAAUGGUUGAGAAACGAGUCCUGGCACUGCAGGAUAAACCCCCGUUCCUGACACAGCUUCACUCCUGUUUCCAGACAGUUGACCGGCUGUAUUUUGUCAUGGAGUAUGUGAAUGGUGGGGAUCUCAUGUAUCACAUCCAGCAAGUAGGAAAAUUUAAGGAGCCACAAGCAGUGUUCUAUGCAGCCGAGAUCUCCAUUGGGUUAUUCUUUCUCCACAACAGAGGGAUUAUUUAUAGAGAUCUGAAAUUAGAUAAUGUGAUGUUGGAUUCAGAAGGACACAUUAAAAUUGCUGAUUUUGGAAUGUGCAAAGAACAUAUGUUAGAUGGAGUAACAACCAGGACCUUCUGUGGCACUCCAGACUACAUUGCACCAGAGAUUAUUGCUUACCAGCCCUAUGGGAAGUCCGUGGAUUGGUGGGCUUAUGGUGUGCUGCUCUAUGAGAUGUUGGCUGGACAGCCUCCAUUUGAUGGGGAAGACGAAGAUGAACUUUUCCAGUCCAUAAUGGAGCAUAACGUGUCCUAUCCCAAAUCACUGUCCAAAGAAGCUGUCUCCAUCUGCAAGGGGCUGAUGACAAAACAUCCUGCAAAACGCCUUGGCUGUGGCCUUGAAGGUGAAAGAGACAUCAGGGAACAUGCUUUCUUCAGGAGGAUUGACUGGGAAAAAUUGGAAAACAGAGAGAUUCAGCCACCUUUCAAACCUAAAGUGUGUGGCAAAGGUGCCGAAAACUUCGAUAAGUUCUUCACGCGGGGACAGCCGGUGUUGACGCCCCCGGAUCAGCUGGUCAUUGCCAACAUAGACCAGACGGAUUUCGAAGGGUUCUCUUACGUCAACCCCCAGUUCGUGCACCCCCUGGUGGAAAAUGUAGCAUGAAACAGCAGAGCAGGAACAAAUCCCGCCGUGGGGAACAGCCCGCAACCCUACAAUUUUUAGGCUUUUGCCUUGUUGAUUCCAUUUGGGCCUGGAAAUUGUAGGGUUCGAGAGUGUAGGGCGAGGGAAGGGCCACUUAGUCAGGAUUUGGGCUUUGCAACGGCGUUGUUGUCUUAAUGGGACAUAAAUUAGUGUACGGUGCCCUCUUACUCUUCUAGAAGUCACCACUGACUUGUCUAAACUUACCCAUUUUUUGGUACGUUAUAUAUUUUGUAACUUCCCACUGUCCUUUUGCUCCCUUUUCCACUCUGUUGUGUUAGGGAAAAAAAUCUAACACGUGGUCUGAAUUUAAAAAAACCACCUGGAAUGUUUAGUCCUUGGGUGCAGAUGCUGGAGGUGGGACUGUUCCUCCUGCAGUUCCCGGGGACUUCGGGGACACGAGCAGCACGAGGGACCGAGCGACAGCACCGGGGAGGAGAGGCAUUGCAAAAACAGUGCUGAAAGGGGUUGUUUGGAAAAUAUGGCAGAAAAAGAAAGCUGGGAACGGGUGGGUGGGUGGGAGGGGGGAAUAAAAUCAAAUCAGACCCUGAGGCUUCGUGAGCCGAUCCCGUAAGAUCACAAACAAAAGCACUCCAGUGGUGGCCACAUCUCUAGGGACUUGUGCUAAGUAGCAUGUGAUAAACUCAAGGGUGAAAUUUUGUCUUUAAUAAUAAUAAUAAUGAUAAUAGUAAUAAUUUUAAUAAUACUUUUGUGAAUUUUAAUCUCCAUGAGAUUAUUCUGUGAUCCAGGGUGCCAUUGUUUGUUCAGUUGGUUUAAUUUACACCGCUCCUCGAGUUUACUGUUAACUGGUUCUAAUACCAAUAUUUUACUAUGAAGUUCAUUAACCUGGAAUGUAAAACAAAACUGUAAUUCCUCCUAAAUCUUAUUUACAUGUGUUUAUUUAUAGUCUGCAGUGUAGGGCAGUAAAUUGAAAGGAUUAUGUGUACUAAAUUAACAAAAAAAUGCAGCCCCGAGUGACUUCCUGAUUUCUUCAGAAUAACUCAUGAAAAUCAAGUGAGAGUUAAGUCUUAAAAUAAUCAGUUUUAAUUCAGAAAACUUUGGGCUGUAGAAUAAUCAAGCCUGAAAGAAGCAGCACCUAAAACUUGUUUUAUUGAUAGAAUGGAAUUUAAUACCUUUUACAUAUGCUUCAUGCAAUGAAUUUUGCAUGUUUAGUAAUAACUCUUAAUAAUAAGGGUUAAUAAUAAGCAGAUCUAUAUUACUGACAUAAUCAUAUCAAGCAUAAAGAGUAUUAUAAAACUUUUAUAAAACAACUCGUGCUUUAUUUGUGAAAGUUCUUGUUCUGAAUGACACAUUUAGAUUUAGCUAAAUGUUUUCUUGCUAUUGUUUUGAUUUUUACUUUAGGUUUUGGAUAUUGUUACUGGCUUAGGGUAUAAUCUCUUUUUUUAAAAGUAGAUAUACUUUUAAAUGAUAAUUGCUACCUGCAGGUUUUAUACGAGGUUCAAUUAGGCUUUCAUUUCACAUCUGCUUAUUACUUGCAGAGAAGGAAAUAGACUUUAUUUGCAAUGAUGAACACUGUAAUUAAUGCAAUCUUCUCCUCUCCUAUCACUUAGAGAAAAAAUUUUGAUAUUUCCUCUUACAACUUUACCAGAAGAUAUUAAUUCAAAUAUCAGUAAAUACGUUUUGUGCAUAUUUUGGUUUUGUUACAGCAUGUAAAAUAGUAUUUGGUGCAUUCCCCUUAUUUUUUUUCCCUUCUGCCUUGUUCCCCUUAGCAGCCAUAGGCACUUUUUGUCUGUCAGAUGUGCAUGAUGAUGCCAGAAGCAUGAUGUCUCUGUUGCUGCAUGCAGACUGGUUACGAUUUUUCCAGCAUGUAAACAUAUUCAAAAAGUAAGAUAUUUGCCAUAAAAGACUUAAAUUUAUACUAGAAUAUGUAACGGGGGAGGGUGGGAGGGGGAAAUCUACUUUCUAAUCCAUCUUUUGUGACAAUAAAACAUGGAACCUGUGCCAAAGA